This is a messenger RNA of Puma concolor (puma), 1877 nucleotides long. It is a transcript of the gene RFX5, whose product is annotated as regulatory factor X5. Gene Ontology annotation, molecular function: RNA polymerase II cis-regulatory region sequence-specific DNA binding; DNA-binding transcription factor activity, RNA polymerase II-specific. Gene Ontology annotation, biological process: regulation of transcription by RNA polymerase II. The record is from RefSeq and is a predicted model, not a curated record. Lineage: Eukaryota; Metazoa; Chordata; Mammalia; Carnivora; Felidae.
AGGUGGCUACGAGCCCUCAUGCCGGGAUGGCAGAAGAUGAACCCGACGCUAAGAGCCCCAAGACUGGGGGACGGCCCCCCUCAGGUAGUGCUGAGGCGGGAGAACCCACCACCCUUCUUCAGAGGCUCCGAGGUACCAUUUCCAAGGCCGUGCAGAACAAAGUCGAGGGGAUCCUGCAAGAUGUACAGAAAUUCUCAGACAACGACAAGCUGUAUCUCUACCUUCAGCUCCCCUCAGGACCCAGUACUGGAGACAAAAGCUCAGAGCCAAGUACACUUAGCAAUGAGGAGUACAUGUAUGCCUAUCGAUGGAUCCGCAACCAUCUAGAAGAGCAUACUGACACCUGUUUGCCAAAGCAAAGUGUUUAUGAUGCCUAUCGGAAGUACUGUGAGAGUCUUGCCUGUUGCCGCCCACUCAGCACCGCCAACUUUGGCAAAAUCAUCAGAGAGAUCUUCCCUGACAUCAAGGCCCGAAGGCUUGGUGGCCGAGGCCAGUCCAAAUAUUGCUACAGUGGCAUACGAAGGAAGACCUUGGUGUCUAUGCCACCCUUACCUGGACUUGACCUGAAGGGCUCUGAGAGUCCAGAAAUGGGCCCAGAAGUAACCCCAGCACCCCGGGACGAACUGGUUGAGGCAGCCUGUGCUCUGACCUGUGACUGGGCAGAACGAAUCCUGAAACGAUCCUUCAGUUCCAUCGUUGAAGUCGCCCGCUUCCUCCUGCAGCAGCACCUCAUCUCUGCCCGGUCUGCCCCUGCCCACGUACUCAAGGCAGUGGGGCUCGCUGAUGACGAUGAACAUGCCCCUCGGGAGCGGUCCUCUAAAUCCAAGAAUGGUGUUGAGAGCCUAGAGGGUGGAGCCCAUAAGAAACCAGAGAGACCAGCCCAGCCACCUAAGGAGCCGGAACCCCGUGCUGGGGCUGGCCCUCCUGCACGUGGAGAGCGGAAGAAGAGUGUAGUGGAGAGCCCAGCCCCAGCAGCCAGUAACCCACAGGUUAAUGCCCUGGUGGCCCGGCUGCCUCUGCUCCUUCCCCGGGCCCCUCGCUCACUUAUUCCACCACUCCAAGUCUCUCCCCCCAUCCUGGCCCCCAAGCUUUCUUCAGGCCCUCUGAAAGUGGCUCUGCCCAGUAGGGCUGGGGGACCCCAGGCAGCUGUGCCCAUCAUUAACAUGAUCUUACCAGCUGUUCCUGCUUUGCCUGGACCCGGGCCUGGGCCUGGGCCUGGGCCUGGGCCUGGGCAAGCCCUACCUGGGGUGCUUGCUCAGCCACGAGGCACAGAGAACAGGGAGGUAGGCAUAGGUGGUGACCCAGGACCCCAUGACAAAGGUGUCAAGAGAUCAGCAGAAGUACCUGUGAGUGAGGCCAUUGGGCAGGAUCCACCAGCUAAAGCAGCAAAGCAGGAUAUAGAGGAUACAGGAAGUGAUGCCAAAAGAAAACGGGGGCGCCCUCGAAAAAAAUCAGGUGGAAGUAGGGAAAGGAACUCUACCCCUGACAAGUCAGCAGCUGCCGUGGACUCUGCCCAGCCCUGCCAGUUACCACGGGAGACAUGGGCCUCUGCAGGGGAGAGCAACUCUGCCAGAGGGUCAGGGAGACCAGGGCCAGUGGGAGGGGCUGAGAAGGGGAUGGUGCUUGCCCGGGAUCAGGAAGAUGGUGUUUCCAGAGGAGGAAAGGGCCCCAGUUCCCGGCAUGCCAAAGAAGCAGAAGAUAAAAUUCCUCUGGUCACCUCAAAAGUGAGUGUCAUCAAGGGCAGUAGAAGCCAAAAGGAGGCUCUUCCAAAGGGAGAGGUAGACACCGCAGCACAGGGUAAUAAAGACUUAAAAGGGCACGUGCUUCAGAAUUCCUUAUCCCAUGAAGGGAAAGACCCCCAAGCAACACCCCCUUGA